Etheostoma cragini (Arkansas darter) is the source of this 3288-nucleotide messenger RNA. RefSeq names its product actin filament associated protein 1-like 2 (gene afap1l2). Gene Ontology annotation, biological process: positive regulation of interleukin-8 production; regulation of interleukin-6 production; inflammatory response. NCBI's taxonomy places the organism in Eukaryota, Metazoa, Chordata, Actinopteri, Perciformes, Percidae. Gene Ontology annotation, molecular function: SH2 domain binding; SH3 domain binding. The record is from RefSeq and is a predicted model, not a curated record. Gene Ontology annotation, cellular component: cytosol.
AGGUGCGGCCAAACUAGAUUAGGAAGACGAGCGCUGUUGUUCCCUCAGACCUCAGUGUGUCUGGUCUGAAGCCAGCAGCCAGCCACUCAGCGGCUAUUGCUGAAAAGCGACGGAAGGAGCGACUUGUCCGCAAACUUUUGGGAUUGUUUGUUUUUAUGAGAGGAGAAAAGCAAGGGACACGAAAGUGAAACAGCUCAGGAAUGGAGAAGCACAAAGUGCUGGACCAGCUCCUGAUGGAGCUCCACUACUUCCUGCUCAUCCUGGACAAGGAGACCCUCAGUGGGAGUGCCACCAUCCAGAAGGGCUUGCUCUCUGAUCUCCUCCAGUCCUACAGAGCCUCCAGUGGUGCAGAUGAGGAGUAUAUCUACAUGAACAAAGUCGUUGUUACUGGGAAGGACAAAGGCAAAGAUGACAGAUCAAAUGCCCUGGUCAAUGGAAAAGCAGCUAAAUGUGUCCCUGUCCCACAGAAGAGCCUUCCCGACCUGCCGCCCCCUAGAGCAGGAAUGGUGGGUCGGGAGCCGUUCCCCUUACCUCCAGUCCCUGCUCCAGCCUGUAUAGACACUUCAGAGAGUUACUACGAGGAGGCUCAGCCCUAUGAGGAAGCUUUCAAUGAUGAUGGGGAUGCAGUUAGUAGUUCAUACGAGUCCUACGAUGAAGAGGAAGUGAUCACCAGAGAAAAGUCAUCGUCCCCGUCAGCACAGCACCAGUGGCCGUCAGCAGAGGCGUCCAUUGAGCUCAUGAAGGACGCUCAGAUCUGUGCCUUCCUGUGGAGGAAGAAGUGGCUGAGCCAGUGGGCCAAACAGCUGUGUGUCAUCAAAGACCAGCGCCUGCUGUGCUAUAAGAGCUCCAAGGACCAGACACCUCUGCUGGAUGUGAGUCUACUGGGAUGCAGCGUGGUCUACAAGGAGAAGCAGCUGAAGAGGAAAGAGCACAGACUUAAGAUUGUUCCAGUGGCGGGUGAGGCCAUCGUGCUGGGCCUACAGAGCAAGGAGCAGACUGAGCAGUGGCUGAAGGUGAUUGAAGAGAUCAGUCCCAAGCCGACCGAAAACUGUGACUCCCAGCAAUCUGUGUCUGACUCCCCAAGGCUAAUUUGUUCAAGGGGAGAACUGAGUGAGAGAUACUCAGUGGCUUCAGAGAGCGGCAGCAGCACCGACAGCCAUGCUGAGACUCCCGAAAACAAAGAUGUGAAAAAAAAAUAUGGUGCAGGUUUGAAGUUUAGCAACCUCAUGAACAUUGGCAAGAAGAAACCUUCCUCUUUGGAAAGCCAAGAGAAAUGUGUGGACACCUCAGGCUGCCUCAACGUGUUGGUGAACAGCCAAUGGCGGACCUGCUGGUGUCUUAUAAAGAACGGGCAGCUAUGGUUUUACCAGGACAAGGGCAAGAACAAAGUGAGCCAGCCAGCUGUGACCCUGUGGGGCUGCAGUGUUUUGCCCGACCCCAGCCCCGAGCACCUGUAUUCCUUUAGGAUCGACAUGGACGGCACGCAGGUGGCAACCCUAGAGGCUAAGACAUCUGCAGACAUGGGCCACUGGCUGGGUCUCUUGCUUUCACAGACGGGGAGCAAGACAGACCCCGAGGAGCUGACAUACGACUAUGUCAACAGUGAAAAGAUCUCCAGCAUUGUCAAUGCUGCCAAAACGUCCUUAUACUUGAUGCAGAGGAGGUAUUCAGAGCCAAACACCUACAUAGACACCCUACCGGCCAUCGCUCACAACUCUGAUGAACUGUAUGAUGAUGUGGCGUCUCUAGCUGAUCCAGAGGAUGCAGAAGAGAGCAACCUGCCAAACAGUGAGGACAACAAUGCUCAGGAGCAUAAUGAAGCAUGCACACAGGACAUUAAGGAGUCAGUGGGAGCAGAACAGGACAUGGAAAACAGAAUUUACCUGGACCUAGUCCCUCUGCGCUCCUUCCUCCAUACAUCCGGUGGGGGUAAAGCCCCGCCUGCCAAAGAAGCUUCUAGACAUUCCCCAGUCCCAGUAGAAGACCAGAAGGAUCCCUCACCUCAAAUGAAAGAGCCAACACCUGUGUUUCAUGAAACAAGUUCCACCUCUGUUAACAAACCAGAACAAGAGCAACCCCCAACUUCCACUCCACCGCAGCCACAACCAGUCAAGACAUCAUCCCAAAGCCAGGAUACCCUCAAGAGGACCAGUCUGGGAAUCCCACAGGUCUUCAGCUCCUCCGGGGUACAAAUCCAUAAAGGCCCAACAAUUUCUGCCGAGCUUCCUCACAGUCCUCAGCCCUUGCGGCCCAAGGCACAUACCAUAGGGUGUCCCGGUGCAGUCGAAGGGAAACUGGGCAAGAAACGCACAGAGGCAGACAUGCGGCGUUACAUCGAUGAGCGUGACCGACUGGAGAGAGAGAGGGAGGAGAUGAGGAGCAUUCUGGCAAACCUGAAGAAGGAGAGGAGGGAGACCAAAGAGGAGCUUAGUGCCUGCCAAGAUCCCAAGCAGCAGGCCUCAUUAGAAGGCCGUUUGAAACAGAACGAGGAGGCUUGUCGGGAGGCAGAGCAACGCAGGGUAGAGGUGGAGCUUCAACUGAUGGAAGUGAAGGAAAGUCUGAAGAAGGUGGAGUCAGGAUCUUUCACACUGGGGACCACACUGGACAGCAGCCUCCAGGACACAUCAAUGCUUAAAGCAGUAACCUUGCCUGCUCCCCAGACAUCAUCAUCCCAACCCUACAACAGUAACGCCAAUGCAGACCCAGCCUCCCCAGUCAACUCUGCCUCUGUGCUGAAGAACAGACCCGCUUCCAUCAUGGCCACCAAAGGAAAAGUCUUGCAGAAAGCUAAGGAGUGGGAGAAAAAACACCACCUAAAGGGGAACCUCAAUGCCCUUUCACUUCUCAAAUGCACAAGUUUCUCUUUGUCUGGGCUGCUGGAUAUUCACAUCAACACCCUUCAUCCUCCUCACUUUCCUUGCACAGACUAUAAAGAGCCAAUCAGAGCGAUGCACACGCUGUCUUCUCAGACACCACUGGAUCAGCUUAAUUAUGACUUUUCAAACAGUUUUUCUUCAUUUGCGAAAGGAAAGACGUUGAUGUCGUAGCAUUUUGGCCAGUCUGACACUUGUUCUUGAUGAUGGAACACAGCCAAACAUUUAAAACCACUGAGACACAAAAAGACACCCCCUGUACUAAAUUGGUCAUUUUGUACACUAUAUGUAGCUUGGUUAAUAUAUGCUGGUAGCCAAGAUGUAAAUAUAUUUACGCCUUUAUUCAGCCUCAUUUGGCUUGUAUUGCUAGCUAAAAAUGCACUUUUAUUCAAAUAAAAAUGUACUGACAAUAAUA